Messenger RNA from Chlorella variabilis, 1503 nucleotides. RefSeq lists its product as hypothetical. Bases 1 to 1503 code for a protein of 500 amino acids. The transcript is spliced from 11 exons. The record is from RefSeq and is a predicted model, not a curated record. NCBI's taxonomy places the organism in Eukaryota, Viridiplantae, Chlorophyta, Trebouxiophyceae, Chlorellales, Chlorellaceae.
AUGCCGAAAUCGAGGUCUAACGAGGACCUGGGCAGGUCCAACCAGCAACCGCAGCAGUUGUUAGCUUCGAUACGCAAACAGUUUGGCGGCAACCGCCGCCCCCAGCUGGACGAGAGAAAUUGGGCCACGCUCAAGGAGCAGGCGUUGAAGAAGGCGGCGGAUCUGCAGCAGAAGGCAUCGCAGUCAGCCAAGGAGGGGGUGGAAGGGGCGCGGCUUGUCGUCGCAGACCUGGCCCGCGGCGAUGCCAAGCAGGCAGGCACGCGAGUGGGAGCGGCAGUGGAGCGCGCAGGGGACUCGGCUUUCCUCAUGGGCAUAUCGCGCCUGAUGAUAUGCAUGUAUUUUAUAAACACCGUGUACGAUAGGUAUGGGAGCUACCAGUUUACGCAGCAGCCGGAAGUGCUGGAGCGGGCAAAGCGGUGGCCGCAGCAUUACCCGGUGAUCAGCUUUCCCUACCUGAGCGUCGGCAUGCUGCUGCCAUGCGCUGUGCUGGCAGCGCUGGGCAUCAAGGUGUUGUUUUGCGCUUGGUUUAUGGUGGCCUGGGAGGUCUUCGACUCGCUCAACCUCCUCAUGAUGCUGCUGUUCAGUGGCGUCAAGCCGAACGAGUUGGUGGUGAAGCGGCUGGCGAUGAUGGGAUGCACAGCACUGGUGCUGGCGCACAGCAUGAAGGAGCAGCGGGUACAGAUCAGCAGCUACGCGGGGCUGCUGCUCUCCGGCAACAGCCGGAAGCGGCAGCCCAGCCGAGCCAAGUCACUGGUGCUGUUGCUGGGCCGCCUGCUCAUGGCGCUGCUCUUCAUCUAUCUGGAGCGCGUGAUCGCCCGCGACUUUAUCCUCGUGAACCAUCUGCCGCACUCGCAGCUCCCGCCCACCGACGCAGCGGCGGUGGACACCGCUGUGCGGGAGGGGCAGCAGCGUGACGAGCUCAUCGCCGCUUGUGAGGCGGCGCUGGGCCGCACCGUGCAACGCCCGUCAGGGCCAGCCGUUUGCGCAGAAGCCUGCAGCACCCGUGCGCUCAUCCUGUUCAACGUUUUUGCGUUGGAGGGGUUCCAUAUUGCCGAGGCGCUGGGCGUGCCCUGCCUGGCAGCCUCGCCGUGCCUGGUUCCAUAUGCCAUGCCGGCUGCCUUUGAGCGCCGGUUCCGGCAGGCGAACCCGAGCCUCUACCAAGCCUUGAAGGCGGCCGACGAGCACCGACAGCAGCCGGUGGCAGGGGCCAACAGCAGCGCAGCAAACAUUGGCAGCACUGGCAUUGCCGGCAGCGUGGGGUGGGCAGAGGUACGGCAUUGGCUGUGGCCGUUGUUCACCGAGCGCUGGGGCGCCUGGCGCCACCACCGCCUGGGCCUGCCAGCCGUCCCAUACUCAGACUGCCCACCUGGCGUGCCGCUGCCACCAGCGCCGGCGCUGCUGUAUGGUGUGAGCGAGUCGGUGGUGCCCCGGCCUGGCUUCUGGCCCUCCACGGUGCACAUGCGGCUGGCAGCCUCUGUUAGAGGCCUGCAGCUGCCAGCCUAG